AUGAAGUUAUCCACGCUGAACAUUGCGAAAACACUGAGGCCGAAAGUCGUCAUUGUCGGUGCUGGAAGCGGUGGAAUGUCUACAGCCGCUAGGCUGGCAAGAAAAGGGCAUUAUGACAUCACAGUUGUUGACCGGGCAGAAACGCACUACUACCAGCCCCUUUGGACUCUCGUCGGCGGUGGUCAGUUCAAUCUUUCCGACUCUGGCAAACCGAUCUCAUCCUUGUUGCCGAAAUCGGCCACUCAUGUCAAAGAAAACGUCGCUUCUUUCCAACCCGCAGACAACAAAAUAACUCUAGAGAACGGAAGCACGCUGAACUACGAUGCACUUGUCUUGGCAACUGGGCUGGAGCUGAAUUAUGCCGGGGUGGAAGGCGCUAAAGAAGCACUCAAGGAAGAUUUGAAGGUUUGCUCGAAUUAUUCGCCGGCUUACGUGCUCAAGACCUUCCCAGCAAUCAAGAGCUUCAAAGGAGGAAAAGCAGUCUUUACUUUUCCCCCAAUGCCGAUCAAAUGCCCUGGUGCCCCUCAGAAGAUCAUGUGGAUCGCCAAUGACAUUUGGAAAAACGACUCUUCUGUUGGAAAAUACGAGCUUGAGUUCAAUACAUUUUUGCCUGUCAUUUUCGGUGUGCCGAAAUACGCCGAAGCGUUGAUGAAACUGGUGGAAUCGGAGAAAGUGAACUUGAAUCGACAACACACUUUGGUCGAAGUGGAUCAUUUGAGCAAUCUGGCAAAGUUCAAAAAAGCGGAUGGAGAAAUGUACGAAACAAAUUACGACUUCCUGCAUAUAACUCCGAACCAGCGGCCGCUAAAACUCUUCCGCGACGAUGAGUCGCAACUUACUGACGCUGCUGGAUGGGUGUCUGUAAAUGAAAAAAGCUUACAGCACACUGUUUACGAAAACAUUUUUGGUGUCGGCGACUGUACUUCUAUCCAAACGUCGAAAACUGCUGCUGCAAUUACUUCUCAACACGCUAUUCUUUGUGAGAACUUGGAGAAAUUUUUCAAUAAAGAAAAAUUUAGUGAAGAUUACGACGGUUACACUAGCUGUCCGUUGGUAACGAGUCAAAACACGUGUAUAAUGGCCGAGUUCGGCUUUGGCGGCGAAGUGAUGGAAUCUACAUUUUUGAAUCAGGGAAAGAAUCGCUACUCUAUGUACCUGACAAAGAAAGCAGCGAUACCUUUUAUCUACUGGCAAUUGAUGAUGCGAGGACUUUGGGCGGGACCCAAGCCGCUAAAACCACUGACAAACCCAUUCAACUGGAACUAG
This is a messenger RNA of Oikopleura dioica, 1266 nucleotides long. NCBI's taxonomy places the organism in Eukaryota, Metazoa, Chordata, Appendicularia, Copelata, Oikopleuridae. The record is from the annotation of a GenBank genome assembly.